Molecule: messenger RNA, 1990 nt
Organism: Drosophila virilis
Lineage: Eukaryota; Metazoa; Arthropoda; Insecta; Diptera; Drosophilidae
Source: RefSeq, a predicted model, not a curated record
UCAAGUCUUAAAGGCUCCAACUUGCUGGAAUAUAUAUAUUUUAUUAAUUUAAAUUCUUCUUGUUAGUGAUAUGACCAAAUUUGACUGAGCACGCUUUUCCUAAUGUAGCAGCCAGCAACGAAGAAAUAGAAAACACACAAAACCACAGUGAGACACACGCAUAGUGCACCUGUAUCUAUGUGUAUGUUUGCCUGAUUGUGUUUCUGUGUGUGCUGAGCGGGCGUUUCAAACGUUGUGGCUUUGCAAAAUUCUUAAAAAAAUAUAAUAAAAAAGAAAAAUAGCACACAAAGCUGACGUCAAGCAGAGCAAAACCAGGAGCAGCAACCAAAACUGUUAACCUUUUGGGGAUAUCAAGCAUUUACGGCAGCUCGCGGCAACAGUAACAUUUAAGUUUUUAUCAGAACAAAAUAAAGUUUUGCUGUACGGAUUGCGCCGCCCACAAAACAAACACAAGAGUAAGGCAGAAGGCGCCUGGCAGCCACAAGUGCGCGCGCUUUGCCUCGAAGGACGCUUGAGGACUUAAAGCAACAUUUUUUGUUUUUUUCUUCUGUUCGUAAAAGUUGCUUAUCCCUUUCAAUUCGAUUUUUGCCAGAGAACUUAAGAGGGAUUUAAAUUUAGGUACAGUAGCGGUAACUAUUCUUCGUUCAGCCACAAUGAGCAAAAAAAGGAGUCGCACUGGAAGCAAGCCGGAGGCAACGAAUAUGCCAAACACUUUUUUACCGGCUAAAGCAAAUGUCUUUAAGUGUCCCAAUAAUGGUAUUUCCACUGAUCGACUGGCCGGCAUUGAAGACAUUGCCCAGUGCGACAGCUCGGGCGUACCGUUUAUUUUGGUCGAUGGUGUAUGUGUGAAGUCGCGACAGCAGCUGCAAGCGGCUCUGUCAAAGAGAGAAAAAAAGAAUAUGAAACGCAUCCAGAAGAAAUGCUGCGUGCUUCCUUGGCUGGAUCACACGAGCCCAGCAACUGAUACGGUACCAAUCACCGAGUCGGAGAAAGAUGCUAAGGAGGAAAGUGACUUCCUGGCAGAUAUGCAGCAACUACAGUUAGACAUGCUCAGAGCUGAAGGGAAACCCGUAGCAUCUUUGGCAACAGGCUCGAUUACGCCUAUUGCGCAUGCCACUAGUGUCGAGGAUCUAGUGCCGCAUAUGUCAAGAAUGGACGAAAUCCGCAUACAACUUGAGAAGCUGCGCGAACAGCAGCAGUGCGAUCCGAUUAUAGCCACUCCACUGGCAGAGCAACAACGCAUAAGGCGGCAAGCCACGUUUGACAUAGAGCGAGAUGCGCCGAUUGAGACGUCUGUAUCAAGCAUCUCCCUUGACUUCCAGACCCCUAUCUUUUCCCAACAGCGUCUGAUUCGUGCCACAACCAGCAGCCAAUUGCCGACAAUAGACACACGACGGACCUUACAAAGGAUGAACAGCGCGACCUGCUUGUGCAAAAAAAGCACCUCCAGCAUGGUGCUGGGAAGUAACAAGUCCUGCAGAUUAGAGCCCUUUAAUACUCUGAGAUCACCUGUGUCUCCCAUUGUCAAUCAAAUCGGUGACCUGCUCAUGCAGCUGCCGCAUCAACAACAAGAGAAUAUUUCGCGAAACACUGGACCCUUCUCCUAUGUGGUAACCAUUUCGCCUAAGGUAGGCGGCACUAGCUGCAACGUAGAGCCCCUUCCAGUGACGAAAACCCGCUCGCUGACGAUUCCAAAUGCCUCACGCUGUGUAACCGAAACGAUUAAGAGAGAUUCGCCCAUAGAUAUAGGUGCUGCCCCAUCAAGCCUUCAGCCUAAGUCACGAACAUUCUUAAAGAUGCCUAGACUGUUCAAGAAAAUAAAGAAGUGAUUAGCAAAACAUGCUGACGAGUUUAUUCGCAAACGGCAGGAUGAGUAGUUAGACAUGAUGUCUCUUGGCCAUUUCAUUGGUAUUUAAACUUGCCGUUAUUAUCUAUUGAACUCUCAUCAGUUUCAAUAGUUAUUCGAUUAAUAUAUUUCGAAAUAAAAAAA